Colletotrichum higginsianum IMI 349063 is the source of this 5658-nucleotide messenger RNA. Its product is annotated as Response regulator receiver rim15p. The coding region runs from base 1 to 5658 and encodes 1885 amino acids. The transcript has 2 exons. The record is from RefSeq and is a predicted model, not a curated record. Lineage: Eukaryota; Fungi; Ascomycota; Sordariomycetes; Glomerellales; Glomerellaceae. Gene Ontology annotation, cellular component: cytoplasm; nucleus. Gene Ontology annotation, molecular function: ATP binding; protein serine/threonine kinase activity. Gene Ontology annotation, biological process: peptidyl-serine phosphorylation; phosphorelay signal transduction system.
AUGGAGUCACCCCAACUCAACAUGCUAGCCCCCCCGGCCGUGACCGCCCUCAGGUCACAGGCCGGUGUCAUGGAGCGAUCCCUGAGCGAAGAUAUCAGAGAAGAAAGAGAGGAAUUGCGCGAGGCUGCCGAGCAGACUCUGAAUGUAAUUCUUGACCUCAACCUUGAUGGCACCAUCCGCUGGGUCAGCCCCUCGUGGGCCGAUGUGAUUGGGACUCAGCCCGAUUCUGUCAGAGGGACCGCGAUAGCCGACUUGAUUGUUAGCGAUAACAAGACGGCAUUUGCGGAUACCGUAGAGUCGAUGAAAUCAGAUGACUCCCGGAGCCAGAGGGUUCGCUUCGCAGUAUCAAUGGGCCCCUUGUCCAGAUUGCUUUCGAUCGAUAAUCUCCAUGCGCAGGAACUGAAUGGAACCGACGAGCCCGUAUCCGAGGCUAUUGAUCUGGAAGCACAAGGGAUUAUGGUCUAUGACGGCGCCUCGGGAGGAGAGAGUCAUACGAUGUGGAUGAUACGGCCCUAUAUCGCCCCCAGAGAAAUCAAGAUCGACCUUCCCGCUGUCAUUGUUGACUCUCUUGGUUCCGGCGCCGAGGUCCUUGCGAGCUACCUUACGCAGCUGGCCGAGUCCGGCGUUGACGAUCCCGAAAACCACCCUCCUCCCCUGCCAGUCUUGUGCCGAAUCUGCGAGCGGCAAAUCUCACCAUGGUGGUUCGAAAAACACACCGAUUUAUGUUUGCAGGAGCACAGGGCAGAAAUGGAUGUGCAAAUGGCACAAGACAGUCUGACGGACCACCGACACUCCAUUGUCAGGGUUCUCGACGCCCUCGAAGCAAGAAAAAGCCGACCUUUGGCAGGCGACCAGCUCUCUGGCCCAGCCGCCGAGUACAAGGGCCUGCCCAUUGGCCCUCCUCUGUCGGCCCAGUCAUCGCCAGGCAGUUCGGUGUCACAGUCUCGUGAGAGAUCGGGUGGUUUUGGUCAUUCACGAGCUCGUUCUUUCGCCAUCAGACGUCCUCAGGCAAGGAUUGUGGAGUUGCUCCUCGACCUAUGCGACACCGCCAUCGAGAUCAGCACUCCGGCGGUGAAGGAGGCUUCUUCUCAAAACCCUGGCGAGAUCAGGACGCAGUCUCCCCAAUCUGAGUCGCGCAUCUCACAGGUUAUGCAAUGGCAGUCGCCUAGCACUAACACGUUGGAACAGGAGCAGGGUCUCGCUCUGCUAUGCGCUGACACCGAAAAGGCCGCCAAAACGAAGGUGGAAGCCGUUUUCAGACACCGCAAGAUCAUUGAGUAUGCCGAGCGCAUUAGGAUCGAGUUCGCCGUCAUUGUGCAGGACUGCAUCGACGAGGCGAUGCGCAAAGCAGCUCGAAUUGCUGCCGGACGUCUCAGCGACUCCACCGAGGAGGACGACGAGGACUCGGGGGCCACGCCCGCACAGGAGGAACUCUUCUUUCAGGGUUCCUUCGAGAACCCUUCGGCCCUCGCAGUUGCGUUGCAAAACGCCAAUCUUAGCGACAGAACCCGUCCGGCCUCUUUUGUCGAAUCUGCGCGGUCAGCCAGCCCCAGAGAAUGCCCGACGCCGAAAUCCAACCUAGGAGGCAUCACUUCAGCCGCGCCGGCCCGUGAGUCUAGGCGAGAGUCAUUGCUCUUCGAGAGCGACAACGGAGACAGCGAUGGAAGCAUCCGCUCGUCUUCCGUGACCUCGCGACAACCGCCUCGUACCGAUUCUCCGAUAUCCGAGUUUGGAGACCUCCGUCGAGCCGCCAGUUCCAGACAACACCACCGAAGGAGUAUUAUUCUGCCUGGCACCUCUUCGCCCCGAAGACAAGAAUCGCCCUCGCGGCUCAACCAGCCAUCCUCUCCGCUCCGCAUCAUCAAGCCGCGCAACUUCCCGUUCCCUCACGAUGGCAUCACGUCCCCCGAGGCCUCGCCGCUACUCCCGGGAAGCGACUUCAGCUCUCCAGCUCAUUUGCCAGCGAAUCAUCACCGCCGACAGUCAUCCGCCGCGAUGUCUGAGUUCGUGAUGAAGGGCCCGCCGUCCCCGAGAUUGGCUGCCCAUCAGCCUCCGCCACAAGCACGACCAGCGCCUCCAUCUAUCAAAGACUUCGAGAUUAUCAAGCCAAUUAGCAAAGGAGCCUUUGGCAGCGUCUACCUGUCGAAGAAGAAGUCGACCGGGGAGUAUUUCGCCAUCAAGGUGUUGAAGAAGGCGGACAUGGUUGCCAAGAACCAGGUCGGCAACGUCAAGGCUGAACGCGCCAUCAUGAUGUGGCAAGGCCAGAGCGAGUUCGUUGCCAAGCUCUACUGGACUUUCUCCAGUAAGGAUUACCUAUAUCUCGUCAUGGAAUAUCUCAAUGGUGGCGACUGUGCAUCUCUCAUCAAGGUACUCGGCGGUCUUCCGGAAGACUGGGUAAAGAAAUACUUGGGUGAAGUGGUUCUCGGCGUGGAACACCUUCACAGCCGAGGCAUCAUCCAUCGCGACCUUAAGCCAGAUAAUCUGCUCAUCGACCAAAAGGGCCACUUGAAGCUCACCGAUUUCGGACUGUCACGCAUGGGCUUGGUCGGACGACAAAAGCGGGCGCUCAACAGCCAAAAUUCGGAUCCUACACCCGAUCUCCUCAAGCAGGGCCCAUUUGUACGUUCGGCGUCUCUGGCAUCGUCUCGUUCUACCUCGUUGGAUCUUCACGGCCAUGCCCACUCGCCCAGCAUGACACCGCAGAUGACACCCGAUACCGGGUCUAGUGGCGGACAACCCUCUUACUUUGCCCUCGGAGGCCCAGAGGCUCGACGCGUCUCCAGCCACCGUAGUGACAGCGGCGGGAGCGAAACUCUUGCGCGCAUGCUCAACAGCUUUUCGCUGAACGAGCAAGAACACAAUCCGCCGGCCCAUAUCUCGCACCCGGCGCAAGAAGAUGCAAGUGACAGCCCCGGCCAAGCCUCGCCGGACAUGGCGGCACUCCACCAUGCCAGCACUCACUCUAGCGUCGAUUUCCUGGGCAAAAGCACACCUCCUCAGUCAUCAAUGAUGCCGCCCCCGAUGGCUCUGUUCGAUCCGGAAGACACCAACCGCCGUUUUGUGGGAACACCCGACUACUUGGCCCCCGAGACAAUCAAGGGGGAAAAGCAGGACGAAUCCAGCGAUUGGUGGUCCGUCGGAUGUAUCAUGUUCGAGUUUCUCUACGGGUUCCCACCCUUUCAUGCCGACGAAGCCGAGGAGGUGUUUGAGAACAUUCUCGCACGCAAGAUUCAGUGGCCCGACGAAAACGAGUGCGAGCCCGUCUCCGAGGAGGCAAAGGAUCUCAUCAACAAGCUGCUCUGCAUGGAACCCCAAUCACGACUUGGCGCCAACCGAGAGGAGAAAUUCCCCUGCGGCGGCGACGAGAUACGUAGUCACCCUUGGUUCGAGGGCAUCAACUGGGAGACUCUGCUUCAAGACGAGGCUCAGUUUGUCCCACAACUCGAGCACCCCGAAGACACGGAAUACUUUGACGCCCGCGGGGCCGUCUUGCAGUCUUUUGCUGAAGAGAUGGAAGAUCAGCUGUCGCCGCCCGUCUCCGGCACGGGCUCCGACUACCAUGACCGACCCCACGAUGCUCUGUCUCGUGUCCGAUCCCAAGUCAAUUCGAUCAAGCGCAACUUGAUGCCCCUUCACAUCCCUCCGCAUGUUAGAGACCUUAAGAGCAGACGACUUAGCGAGCCCGUAGUUGCGGAUGAUUUCGGCAGCUUUGCCUUCAAGAACCUUCCCGUGUUGGAGAAGGCCAACAAGGAUGUCAUUCAAAAACUUCGGGCAGAGGCAUUGGCAUCCCAGAACAAACCGACUGUCAUCAGCCCUGGCGGCAGUGUCACUUCGCCCGGGCCUGCACUCGAGGUGAGCCCAGUGUUGUCCAACCCGGUACAGCGCACCAUUUCAAAUGCGAAGAACCGGCCACAAUCACCGUCUGGUUUGAGCCACGCCAACUCGUCCCCCAGCAGGGCUUCUCAGCCGUCGUCGCCUCUGCUUGUCUCGUUUGUCGCUGGCCAAGGCAGUGAGGGGAGACGCAAGGCAUCCAGUAACUCAUCGAGUCUCUCGCAACAAUCGACUGUGUCCCACCAGCCCACGUCCCUUGAUAUACCGCGAGUUCCGCCAAGCCUGCAGAAGGCAGCAACAAGUGCCUCCGCCUCGCCGGUAAAGGCGCGUGGCUCAGGGCCACCCCCACCGUUGGCUCUUUCGCCCCAGAAAAUGGUAUCAACUCCCAGGCAGGCCUCGAGCAGUCGAUCAAGGUCCCUGACCGUGGGUUCGCAAUCCCAAGAAGGCAGCCCGAUCACUUCGGAUGUGCUGUCGCAUCACCGCAAUCGUCGCAGUCAGGUGUUCGACAUGUCCCCUUCCUCGUCCGAUAACGAGGGCGACAAACAUAAUGCGCUUCUUCGGGUGCAGCGGCGUCGCCAGAGCUCCCGUCGCCUCUCUCAAAUCGCCUUUGAUGGCGGUCCGAUGUUCCGACCAUUGGACGUUUUGAUUUGUGAGGACCAUCCGGUUUCUCGCAUGGUUAUGGAAAAACUGCUGGAGAAGCUGCGCUGUCGAACAAUCUCAGUGGCCAACGGAUCCGAGGCUGUGAGAUAUGCUAUGAGCGAGAUCAAGUUCGACAUCAUCUUCUUGGAGUACAGGUUGCCUCAGAUCAACGGCGCCGAUGUGGCUCGAAUGAUUCGGGAGACUAAGAACACGAAUUCCCAUACACCCAUUGUCGCCAUCACGGCCUAUCUCAAGGAGCUUCAAGCUCCGCACUAUUUCGAUUCCCUGAUUGAGAAGCCCAUCUCGAGUUCUAAGUUAAGCGAGGUCCUCAAGAAUCUCUGCCAGUGGAAGCCAGAGUCGCCUGGCAUCAACUACUCAAUGUCCCUGGGCCACUCCCAUCCCGUUCCGUCCGGCCUUCGCCAGACCAGUUCGCGAGCAGAUGACAGUCCGACUUCGAGUUCGUCCUUGUACGCUGGACGGCCGGGCAGCAGUUUGAUCACCUCGAGUAGAGAGGACUCUAUCAGCUCCAGUCUUUUCGGAGACUCUGAGUCGGUGUCAACCGAUGAUGUACCAGUGGUCAUCAGUCGAAAGGCGACUGGCGAUUGGGAUGAAGCCGGACUAGGCAUCAGCCAAGAUGAGAUUUUGCACCCAUCAAAUUCGCCUAAGUCACUGCCACAUCUUGUUACGCAGCAGUCCGCACCUGGUCAACUAGAGCAUCCUCGAAGGCCAGCACCUCAGCACUCUGUGGAGAAGCUGAAGGCGAGAAAGGAGCACAUGGAGAAGCGCCUCGCCGAAGGGACGGACUCGGCCGAUGAUGAAGAUGAAGAGCUCGGCCUCGGUCGAGACAAGUUAUUCCGAGGCAAGCCGCUGCUGCCUAGUUCGAAGCUCGGAAUCGAGAUGAUGAGGGCCGAUAGCCACGACAGUGCUACGAUCGGGUCGGAAAGCACCCCAGAGCCCAUCACGCAAGUCGUCACACCUUCGAAGGAGAUGGACAUGCCUUCAUACGACGCGCUGCAGGGUGCAGCCACGCGAACCCCCCCGGACAGUGGUGUCGGCUCGGAAGACAAGACUCUGGUCCCUGAUGUCGACGAAACGCCGAAACCGCAGCCUACAAACCGAGACGACGUCGCAGAUGAGGAGCCGACACCGCGGCCCUUGGAAAGGUCUGGGUUAUUGGGGAGCCAGUAG